Messenger RNA from Priapulus caudatus, 1152 nucleotides. RefSeq names its product adenosine receptor A2b-like. Gene Ontology annotation, molecular function: G protein-coupled receptor activity. Gene Ontology annotation, biological process: G protein-coupled receptor signaling pathway. The coding region runs from base 1 to 1152 and encodes 383 amino acids. The record is from RefSeq and is a predicted model, not a curated record. The transcript has a single exon. Gene Ontology annotation, cellular component: membrane. Lineage: Eukaryota; Metazoa; Priapulida; Priapulimorpha; Priapulimorphida; Priapulidae.
AUGUCGUCGUUCGCCUGCAACGCGUCGGCGUCGCCGCUCAAGGUGGCGAGCUCGGAGACGGUGUCGGCGGUGUUCAUCAGCGCCAAUCUGCUUCUCGUCGUCGCCAUCGUAGUGAUGAACCUGCUCGUCAUCAUAGCGAUUCUAAUCAGCAGGAAGCUACACACGUCCUUCCACGUCUACAUAAUGGGCCUGUGCUCGUCCGAUAUUGUCGUCGGCUCGCUGGCGCUGCCGAUGCACAUCUUCAUUAAUUAUUUCUGCCCCGUUGACCUGACGAUGUACUGCGCCGCGCAAAACAUCAUGCUGUACGUCGUCGACGUCGGCUUCGUGAUGACGUCAUACACGAUGGUCGCCAUCGCCGUCGAUCGCUACCGCGUCGUCGUCGUGCCGCUGCGUCAUUGCGACGGAAAGCGUUCGGCCGCCGUGCGAAUAGGCGCCAUCUUCGUGUGCGCGGUGACGUACGCGACCGCGAUGCUUGUCACCGACCUGGAGUGGCAGAAGCAUCCCGAAUACGACGUCUUAAUGGACAUCUGCAACGUGACGAGGUUCGAGAGCCGCUCCGAGCAGGCGUACGUCUUCUUUCUCAUCGACUUCAUCUCGUUCUACUGCGUGCCGCUGUGCGUCAGCGCGUGUCUGUACGCGCGCGUCAUCUUGCGGCUAUGGCGCGACACGCGGGAGAUGCACGCCGCACGCGACUCUCAGGUGACGGCGGGCGCGCUGCAGCGCAAGAAGCGAGCGAUGAAGAUAUCCGUCUGCAUCGUGAUCGUGUUCGCCGUGAUGUGGCUGCCGUAUCACUCGACGCACAUCUACUUCAAUAUCUACCCGCACGAGCUGACGCAGGACAUCUGGUGGCUGCUGCCCGCCUGCAACGUCUGCUACUACAGCAAUAGCUGGAUGAACAGCGUCAUCUACGUCUACUUCAGCGUGACCUUCCGUCGAGAGCUGACGACGCGGUGGCGAUCGUUCGUCGCGUGCGAAUCCGCGACGCAAGACGUCCGGAGAAACUCCGGCAGCGUCAGCGACGCGCAGACGUCGAGCGUCGCCAGUCAGACCGACGUCGUCAGCAUGGUCACCGAAGCGACAAGUCCCCAUUAUAAUCCGCUGUCUCGUCAGUCCAGCGUCGCCAGCAAUGGAAUCCUGGUGACUCAUAUGUGA